Caenorhabditis sp. 36 PRJEB53466 is the source of this 882-nucleotide messenger RNA. The record is from the annotation of a GenBank genome assembly. NCBI's taxonomy places the organism in Eukaryota, Metazoa, Nematoda, Chromadorea, Rhabditida, Rhabditidae.
AUGGUUGCCGCAAAAGUUGGAGCCAUCCCAAUCGAGGAGCUCAUCAAGAAGCACGCCGACGUGGAUCCGUUUCUCAUCAAGAAAUGGGAGAGGAUCUUUUCGCUCUUUUUCGGUUCGUUUUUUUGUGAGAAAAUUUCGAACGAAUGAGGGAAUUUUGCAGAUCGAAAUGCGUCUCAUCAAGUGGAUUGGGGAGAUUUCUACCUGGUUGUCAAGGUUUGUCUGUUUCAUUGACCUUUUCAAACUGUGCAUCAUAACGCUUUCUAUUAUGGCUACGGGAAAGACAAUUUUUCAACAAGAUAACGAAUUGAGGAUAUCCAUUUUUUGUAUAGAAGUUAAAGUGGUGAAACCGAAAAGUUUAGAGCCAAAAGGAUCAUUGAUUGUUUGCAGAAAGUGCGUGACAUCUACGGCGCCGAGUCGGUCCAGACCGAUUUCGCGAAAAAAUCCCUGGCCGCUCUCUGGGAGGGUCUUUGCUCGAUCGCCGAUUCGGACAAAGAUCAGCUGAUUUCGAUUGACGAGUGGAUCGGAUUGCUCAAAAAGACGAACGCUCAAAGCGAGCCGAAAUGGUUCAAGGACUAUCAGAACUUUAUGUUCAAACUCUUCGACGUCUCCUGCGACGGCGUCAUGGAUCUGGCCGAGUACACCGACGGAAUGAACACCUACGGAUUCGAUAAGUUCGAGUGUGAUGCCGCGUUCAAAAAGUUUUCUGUGGUUAGUCAGUUUUGGGUUGAAACUGAAACAGAUAUCAUCGUUUUCUAGGACAAGAAGGGUCAGUACGUGGCGCAAAUGAAGCCGGACACGUGGAAUACGUACUUUCAUCAACUCUUCUACUCGACCAACAAAUCCGACCUCGGAAAUCAUCUGUUCGGCAUCGUUGACUUCUAA